CAAAACUCGGCUCAAGAUCAACUCCUCUACUGAUGUGAGUUACUUGUUAGUGAGGAUCUGCUAUAUUUGCUAUUUAUUUGCUUUCAAAAACGCAAAAGCAGAUUGAUGAUGAGAUUUAGCCUUGCUGCUGUUGUUUUGUGCUGACCUUUGAUGAAUGCAGUUUUCAUUCAAACCGUAAGAUGAGGAACGAUCUCCUGCCAAACGUAUCUGUGAACGGGGCUUCAAUUCCAAAAUAAACUUUGCUCUUCGUAUUGGUUAUUGGCCGAACAAAUGGAUAUGGGAAACUUCACCCAGCAGACUAGUUUAUUAUAUUCUAUCAAGAUUGAGAAUUGACUUUUUUCACUUUUGAUGACCAGUAAUUAAAGUGAGGCAAAAAUAAGACGGCUACCACCUGUUCUUUGCAAACGAUGUCUUGGCUUCAGUUCUCAAUAUGCCACGAAUUCAAUGUUGAAUCAUUCAGUUCUUAGAACGUUGAGGAGACGUUUCAAACCCCACGACAAAGUAGCGAUGCCAAGAAAAAAGGCUAAGCUUGAACAAACAGAGUACAGCCAGCGGAGAUAGUUCAAAAAUGGAAGAGAAUCGGGGAACACUUGAUCUUAAUAUCUGCCGUGUCCGCAAGCUACGACUCAUCAUCAAUCGUCUACACACGCUCCUCCAUUCCACUGCUUUACUUUUCUUGUUCUGCUACAGAGUAUGCUUCUUCUUCCAAGACCUAGAAACCAAAACAAGCCCCUUGUUGUCCUGGAUUCUUGUUUUCGCAUCAGAAAUCCUUCUAUCCUUCAUUUGGAUUCUCGGCCAAGCUUAUCGAUGGCGUCCCGUUUCGAGAACUGUGUUUCCAGAAAGAUUACCAGAAGACGACAAGCUUCCUGCUAUUGAUGUGUUCAUAUGUACUGCAGAUCCAGUGAAGGAACCCACUGUGGGUGUUAUGAACACUGUACUGUCAGCCAUGGCUUUGGAUUACCCCCCUCAGAAGCUUCAUGUGUAUCUCUCGGAUGAUGGCGGUUCCAAUCUGACUUUGCAUGGUAUGAAGGAGGCUUGGAAGUUUUCGAGGUGGUGGCUUCCCUUCUGCAGAAAGUACAGAGUAAAGUGUAGAUGUCCCAAGGCUUUCUUCUCUGCUUUCGAGACAGACGAUGAUUUUGCUGGGAAUAGUUUGUUUAUGACAGAGAAGCAAAAGAUCAAGGAAAAAUACGAGGCUUUUGAGGAGGAGAUAAAGAGAGCCAGAGAAGGCAGAGCCCCGAGCAAUGAUGAGCAGGAUCACCCAUCUAUCAUUGAGGUGAUCCAAGACAAUACAAGUGAAGUGGAACAAGUGGAAUUACCUCUUCUUGUCUACGUUUCCAGGGAAAAAAGGCCUUCUCAUCCCCACCAUUUUAAGGCUGGAGCACUGAAUGUCCUUCAUCGUGUGUCGGGUGUGAUGAGCAAUUCCCCAUACAUCCUCGUACUAGAUUGUGACAUGUUUUCCAAUGACCCUACUUCAGCUCGACAGGCUAUGUGUUUCCACCUUGAUCCUAAGAUAUCACCAUCCCUCGCUUUUGUUCAGUUUCCUCAGAAAUUUCACAAUGCCAGCAAGAACGACCUCUACGACAGUCAAUUGCGAUCCGUAUUUACAGUUAAAUGGCAAGGUAUGGACGGGCUUCAGGGUCCUGUGUUAUCCGGUACAGGCUUCUAUAUUAAGAGGGCCUCGUUAUGUAGAAAAUUCACUGACCAAGGCACUGACCUGAUGGAACUUCGACAAUAUUUUGGCUCAUCCAAUGAGUUCAUCAAAUCCCUCAACCAAAACUACAUCUCUGCUAUUACGGAGCCCGGUGGGCAUGCAUUGCUGCAAGAGACUCGGCUAUUGGCUUCUUGUGACUAUGAAAUCGGAACUAAAUGGGGUCAAGAGGUCGGUUUCUUGUAUGAUUCUGUGGUCGAAGAUUAUCUCACUGGGUUCAUCUUGCAUUGCAAUGGCUGGACUUCAGUAUUUUGUGAACCAUCUAGGCCACAGUUCCUGGGAACAGUUACCACGAAUUUGAAUGAUGUACUGAUUCAAGGAUCCAGGUGGAGUUCUGGACUGUUUGAAAAUGGUAUAAGCAAGUACUGCCCCCUUAUACGUGGGCCUUUCAGGAUGUCUCUUCUUCAGAGCAUGUGCUUUGCAGAACUCACAUAUUUCCCUUUAUAUUGCUUGCCUCUUUGGUGUUUCGCUACCAUCCCUCAACUCGCUUUAAUAGAUGGAACUCCCCUGUACCCUAAGGUCUCAGACCCAUAUUUCCUGGUCGUGUUGUUCAUUUUUGUGUCAGCACUUUCUAAGCAUUUACUGGAAGUCCUUAUAAGUGGAGGAACACUUUAUCAGUGGAUUAAUGAAGAGAGGAUGUGGAUGAUAAAAUCAGUCACAUGCCAUCUAUAUGGAUGUUUGGAUGCUGUGAUGAAGAAAUUUGGCAUAAGAGAAGCUAAUUUCUUGCCCACCAAUAAAGUGGAGGAUGAUGAGCAAACGGGGCUAUAUCAAAUGGACAAGUUUGAUUUCAGGGCAUCAAAUAUAUUCCUUGUACCAGUGCUUGCCCUCCUUACCCUCAACAUAGCUUGCUUCACAGUGGGUACUUAUAGGGCUGUUUUUGUGGGUGAUUGGGAUAGUAUGUUCAUUCAUCUGAUCCUUUCAGCUUAUAUUAUUGUUCUAAAUUAUCCUGUUAUUGAAGGUUUGGUCAUUAGGAGAGAUAAGGGGCGUAUUCCAUUUUCAGUAGCUGUAAUAUUUGCCGUCCUGGCCACUCUUGCGGGUUUGGUAUUUUAUGCGCUGUCCAGGAAUGUGUGAAGUGACAUAAGCGAAAACACAUCGCAGAGAUUCUGUUUUCAAUUUAGAUAAAUAUUUUGCUUCAAUCUAAAGGGUUGAAUCAUA
Molecule: messenger RNA, 2863 nt
Organism: Neltuma alba
Lineage: Eukaryota; Viridiplantae; Streptophyta; Magnoliopsida; Fabales; Fabaceae
Product: cellulose synthase-like protein G2
Exons: 8
Coding region: 569-2779 (736 amino acids)
Biological process (GO): cellulose biosynthetic process
Cellular component (GO): membrane
Molecular function (GO): cellulose synthase (UDP-forming) activity
Source: RefSeq, a predicted model, not a curated record